Molecule: messenger RNA, 1757 nt
Organism: Gekko japonicus
Lineage: Eukaryota; Metazoa; Chordata; Lepidosauria; Squamata; Gekkonidae
Gene: SLC7A6OS
Product: solute carrier family 7 member 6 opposite strand
Exons: 5
Coding region: 294-1277 (327 amino acids)
Biological process (GO): developmental process
Source: RefSeq, a predicted model, not a curated record
UGGAUGCUUUGCAACUUCAUGCCAUGUCAGAGUGGCGCUGUGAACCCGAGUUUCCUUAGCGCUCUAACCACCAUACCGCCGCCCCACUUUGACAUUAUCUCCCUUAAGCAUUUACACCAAUCAUAUGGAAUCACGCACUUCUGGUUAAAAAGCCGUGAUGACUGUAUCUCUUUGAACUUCACUGAUGGGAGAAGCGGCGUGACGCGCCUUAGGCAGGAGGAGGGGCCGGAGCAGAACCUUGGCCUCUCUCUUCCCAGCAUCCGUCGGGAGCAGCGCGGCCUGCUCAAGUUGCCAUGGAGCGUGCGGCGGUGCUACGCGUGAAGCGGAAGCGCGGCGGUUCGGCGCCGGCCGAAGCCCUGUUGUUGGCCUGCAAGCGGCUCCGUACCGAGUCGGAGGCUGCCGACGCCACUGAGGGCGGCGAUGGAGUGGAGAAGAAUCUCUUCAAACUGGUGGCUACCGUGGCUUCUCAGGAUGAGCCUGUUCAGAAGUAUGUCCAAGAAGCUAUUACCAAAGACAAAGCAGCUCAGCGCCUGCGACCAUCGUUGGGAAGUACCGAGAGAGUAACGCAAGAUCUUCGCUCUUCCAAGCAAGCCAGAAGGCAGGAGAGCCGCUACCGCCUGAUAGCUAGCCACCGUCCAAAUUUCACUGAUGACAGAAGCACUCUUCCUGCAGAUCAGGGGGAAUCAAAUGAAAACAAGCAGCUGGCCUCUGAAGCAAAAAAGGACCCUUCCCAGGAAGAAAGCCAUGGUCCUUCAGGCUGUUGUGGUGAAUUUCAGUUGUUUGAUAUCAUACAAGAGGAAAAUGUGAAGAAAGAUCCUGGUAUUCCACAGAAAACUGAUGAUCCAGAUGUGAUUCUCUGCAAUGCCGUAGAAAUGAUACGUGAACGUCUAAUAGUGUCUGACAGUACUGAAGAAGCAGAGUGUAGUAUGAAGGAAGAUGACUACGUGUAUGAUAUCUAUUAUAUGGAAACAGUAUCCCCAGGCUGGAUUGAGAACAUACUCUCCGUACAGCCCUACACACAGGAUUAUGAACUGGUGGAUGAAGAGCGCAUCCCAGAAGAAGUGUACGAUGACGAAGAUGAUGAGAACAACGAGAACAACUGGCGUAAUGACUACCCAGAUGAGGAUGAAUUCUUUGAGGAAGAUGGUAGUGAUAGGGAAGCAAGUGGAAGCAGUAAUGAAGAUAGUGGAUACAUCAGGAGAACAUGGGAGAAAUAUCAGGCUGAUGUCCUGCGGGAGUUUGACUAUGAUGGGUUCCGAGAGCUGGAUUCUGAAUAGCAGAGAACUUUACUGCCAAGGUGACUGUUUGCAGUGGCCUUUAGAGUUUGUAGCACCACAACUGUGUCACUUCCCAUGGUGCAUACUGUGUGGUUGCUUCAUUGCUCAUGGGAGAAUAUGGAAAAAUUGAAAGGACUCUGCAACUUCUGCCUGCAUAGAACAGUAGACAUGAGAAAAUCCCUGGACUUGUCAUCAUCAAAUUUACCACACUGGGAUGUUUGACAAGUACUUUUGGUGCCGGACAGAAGGAUACCUUCCUAAAAGAAGUCAGUUUGCCUUCCGUGGUCAGUACUGCAUUUUUACAGAUCUACUGUGGACUGAAGUUGAACAAUUUUUUCAUCUUCCCUUUUGCACUUUAGUAUUUGCUAGAGACUGCUAAUACUUGGUUUUCGAAUGUGUAAAUGAAUAUAUCAAUGUUACUUCUAUUGAAUUCCCUCACAUUUGCGUGUUCAUGAUUCUCACUUUUAAUAUGGAAGCACA